This is a messenger RNA of Labeo rohita (rohu), 2475 nucleotides long. It is a transcript of the gene tfap2d, whose product is annotated as transcription factor AP-2 delta (activating enhancer binding protein 2 delta). Gene Ontology annotation, cellular component: nucleus. Gene Ontology annotation, molecular function: DNA-binding transcription factor activity, RNA polymerase II-specific; RNA polymerase II transcription regulatory region sequence-specific DNA binding. Gene Ontology annotation, biological process: regulation of transcription by RNA polymerase II; regulation of cell population proliferation; anatomical structure development. The record is from RefSeq and is a predicted model, not a curated record. The coding region runs from base 602 to 1885 and encodes 427 amino acids. The transcript is spliced from 13 exons. Lineage: Eukaryota; Metazoa; Chordata; Actinopteri; Cypriniformes; Cyprinidae.
GCAUCCUGCAUUCAGCAGCUUAAAGACACCGGGAGAGACUGGAGCGGGGAUGGAAAGGAAGGGACACGGCAAAGAGUGACAGGAAGAUGGAGGAAGAAAAGAAAAGAGUGCAUAACAGGAAAAAAGAUAUUUCCAUUUUGCUGAAAACUGCAGGCUUCAAUAACCAUGUGAACCAUCGUGUCUGAUCUGUUGUUGAGAGUCAAUUCCCUGUGGAAGAUCUAGGAGGAGCUGUUUGUUGGGCUGGAGGAACUGCCCUGUGGCGGCUCUUUGAGAGGUUAAGCUGGAGAUUGUCAUUGCCCAAGGUGAACUGGCUUUCAGUGGUAACCGGGUGGAAACUAGAAAGACGAGUUCAGGAUGAGCUCUGCGGCUUGGGUUUGUGCUGUGGCUGAGCUGGUAAACCCAUGAGGAAGUGACAUCAUUUUGGAGGGAAAUCAAUGGCAGCACAAACAUCAGUUAAUGGAAACUUCCUUCAUUCAUUGGCAUCAAUGGCAUAUUCUGCACAUUAACCUAGAAAAGAACAAAGUAUCUCACAGCAAAAAAUGACACAUCUCAGCUUUAAAGGAAGCAGAUACGUCACGACGGAUCAAACAGCUACCGUUUGAUGCAACUCGGAUGCUUGGAAUCUGUGGCCAACUCGUCUGUCGCUUACUCUUCAUCGUCUCCGCUUACAUACCCAGCUACCGGAACCGAAUUUGCCUCCCCGUAUUUUCCCACGAACCACCAGUACACGCCCUUACACCACCAGUCCUUCCACUACGAGUUCCAGCACAGCCACCCGGCCGUGAACCCGGACGCGUACUCGUUAAACUCUCUCCAUCACUCGCAGCAGUAUUACCAGCAGCUCCAUCACGGCGAACCGGCGGACUUCAUCAAUAUUCACAACGCUCGGGCGCUCAAGUCCUCGUGCCUGGACGAGCAGCGGCGGGAACUGGGCUGCCUGGACGCGUACCGCAGGCAUGACCUGUCAAUCAUGAGCCACGGCUCUCAGUACGGCAUGCACCCCGAGCAAAGACUGCUGCCCGGGGCGGGUCUGGGGCUGCCGCCACCGGGGGCCGAUGACCUACAGGGAUCUGUAGACGCACAAUGCGGACUCGUGUUAAAUGGACAAGGUGGAGUGAUUCGGAGAGGUGGCACGUGUGUAGUGAACCCUACAGACCUGUUCUGCUCUGUACCAGGAAGACUUUCUCUACUCAGCUCUACCUCAAAGUACAAAGUCACCAUCGCUGAAGUCAAACGCCGCCUGUCUCCUCCAGAGUGUCUCAAUGCCUCACUUCUCGGUGGGAUAUUAAGAAGGGCCAAGUCAAAGAACGGUGGCCGAUGCCUCAGGGAGAAACUGGACAGGUUGGGACUCAAUCUCCCAGCAGGCCGCAGGAAAGCGGCGAACGUCACGCUGCUGACCUCUUUAGUGGAAGGGGAAGCGCUACAUCUGGCUCGGGACUUUGGUUACACCUGUGAGACAGAGUUUCCCACCAAAGUGGUCGGGGAGCAUCUCGCCCGCCAGCACACGGAACCAAAGGAACAGAACGCGCGCAAGAAAAUGGUGCUGGCCACCAAGCAGAUCUGUAAGGAAUUUCAGGAUUUGUUAAGUCAGGAUCGAUCUCCACUCGGUUCCUCUAGACCAACACCUAUUUUGGAUUUGGACAUUCAGAGACAUCUAACACACUUCAGUCUGAUCACGCAUGGAUUCGGUACGCCGGCGAUUUGCGCGGCUCUUAGCACCUUUCAAACGAUUCUCAGUGAAAUGCUUAAUUACCUGGAGAAACACUCAGCCAAUAAGAGCACAGGAACGCCGGACAGCAACCAGAUCAACUCCAACUCGGACAAAACACUGCGCAAAACCACCGAGGUACCGACGAAAGACGGUAAAAUCGAGAAGACAGAAUGACUCUGACGCAGGAGUGGCCACUUUCCCACUUCCUGAUGGGCGGGCCUCGUUCAGGGCGUGGCUACUAGGGGCGGGGUUACAGGGUUUUUAUUCCAUAUGCGUUUAUUUAUAUAACUGGCAUAACUUCCUAUGACCUCAGCUUUCCCUGUACGAGAGUCUGUCUGUAUGUACAAACCAGUCACGUCAUUCCCACUGCCCGACGAACACGAACCAUUUCCGUUAUUUUCUAAGUUAUUGAAGAAGUUAUUUUGCCUAAAGUUUGUCUGUAUGUAAUUAGUUUAAAUAAUGAUUUUAAAAAUGCAAUAUCUUUUAUUAAAAAAAGACUCACAUUCCAUUUCUGGCAAGACCUGAUUUGAGGUCAGUUUGAGACUGUAAAUUAUUACAGGUAACUUUCCCUGUUAGUUACUGUAUAUUGUGCAUGUUAAACUUUGUACACCAUCUAAAACUGACAUUCCCCACUGUUGUUCCAGAACACAAACUCUUGACUGCAUUUGUAAAAAAGUUAUAUAUAAAUAUAUAAAUUCAAUCUUUUCUUGUAGGCUUUGAACUACAUAUAUGAAAUAACCCUACAUGCAAACUACUGGUGUUCA